This is a messenger RNA of Amoebophrya sp. A25, 6970 nucleotides long. The record is from the annotation of a GenBank genome assembly. NCBI's taxonomy places the organism in Eukaryota, Dinophyceae, Syndiniales, Amoebophryaceae.
GCGCGCGCUUGCCUCCAGGCUCUUCGUUUUUUGUUUUGAAUCCCACCUUCGCCUGUGAGUGUCUAUUUUGCAAAAGGUAAAUGAAUGAAUGAAUGAAUGAAUAGUGCUUAGACGAACGAAGUUUGAUGAAUAGUGUAAGAGUAAGUAAGUACUUAAGUGUAAGUAGAGAGCAGGCUUCGGUGGUUCACACUCUUCCCCCUCGACUUCUUUAAGAUUUGAGUAUCCUUCUACGACCUCGUGUUAGUAAGAAUUAAUUCAAUGUCUCACUGCAACAUGGCAAAUGCAAAAGCAAAUGAUACUAUCAUAGAAGAGAGAAACAAUAACAAUUGAAUUCCUCAUCGUUGUUGUUGUCUCUGUUUUGAAGAAAAAAAUUUAAUGACCACCUCCAUUCGCAUUGUGUGGAGCCCUUACGGACGAUUACGAAAUCGAGAAGAAAAUGACGUCCGAUAGAAACGCUACGAGAAACGCUUGUGGAGCUGGCGGCGCUCUUGCCUCUGGACAGCAUCAUCAAGGGGGAAAGCAUCAACAAGAACCUGUUGACGAGCAUGUCAACACGAUGAGCAAAAAGAGAUCCGGGAACAAUAAAAAAGCAGGGGAGACAAAACCAGAAGGAGAAACAAGAGGCGAUGAGCCUGUCGCAGCUGGAGAAGCUCAAGCUGAACUUCAAGCUGAUAGUGGGGCCGGAGCUGAUCAACAAGGCGUGGGCGGCGUCAUCCCGGGGCCUUCAACUACUGCAACUUCAUCAACGUCAAAGAAUCCAUCAGGAGGCUCUGGUUGUAACUCUAGCACAGCAGCUUCGACAUCGACUUCAACCUCUUCGACCGCGACACCUUCAACAUCCACGUCAAUGUGUGCUUCUGCCAGCUGCGUUCUUUCCUUUUUGCGGCCUCCAGGGGGAAACAACUUUGUCACAGUAAAACAAAAGAUGCAGGAGCUUUUUUUCGGAAAUUUGGUUACUACCAGUUGUAGAGAAACUACCUCUUCCACCGCAUCAACAACAGGUGGCAGCACUAGCGUAGCUGCAGUUCCUGGUCAAGCUUCAGGAGCAUCAAGUUCCUCAUCUUCGUCUCCACAAAAUGAAGGAAAAGAGAAGGCGCCCAUUUCUAGGAGAAACAAAAUUAGCAUAGACGAACUGGCAGAGCAGUUGGUCAAUGUGAAAUUCAAGAGCUUGCAAGCUAAAGCUUUUGUAGAGGUAGUGGAGAAAGUCGCUCAGAAUGCAGCGCAGCGGGGGAAGUUCUUAGCCAUGCUGCAGAGGGUUGUGACGGAAAAGAUGAACUCCUUCUCUUGGGAGGCUUUUUACCGUUUAAAAAGGGCUUUGGACCUUCCAUGUGCAUGCGGAGAGUCGAGGGAAGAAGCGGACUCGAUUUUGAGAAAAGCUUAUCGGAAUUCUCCCAUUAAGGCGAUUGCUUCUUGUUCUUUGAUACAGUAUGUAGUUCGUUGACAAAGAAAUCUACGUCGCCCUUAGUAAUUUUAAAGAAUCCGGCGCACCGCACACCCUCAUCAUCUAACUAGGGCUGGGACCAGUAUGCAUACGCAGUUUUGUGCGUUUCGGAAUCGCAACGCUACGUAAACAGGGAGCUGCUGCAAAACCUAUCAUCCGGACAGACCCAGAUGGCGAAUGAGCUGGUACCUCUAAAAUCUAUGAUGUUUCCAGCGAGCGAGCUCCGCCGGCGGCUGAUAUAUGCCGGGGCGGGGCCGCCCCCUGUUUCAAGAGGGUCGAGGCGGGGUGCGAGUAGAUGGGGGAACCAGGCUCAGGAGCAGCCACGUGCAAAAGAAGCAGCAAGUGACGGGCCCGGCUGAUGUAUGCACGCACUGGCGGCCGCGGGGCUUUGUGUUUGCUGGGCGAGUCCAUCGCGCCGCCACAGCCCGAGAAGGGGGCGCAAAAGUGACCGGCGUGCGCUGGUGCGGUCAAAGCAUCGACAUCCCCAACGCGGGAAAGCCAGACACGAGGGCCCUUCGCCGUUGGCUCUGCGUAUUUCUCUUGCGGAUGAGCUUGGGCCUGCCUGCUAAUCCGGGCCGUCUGCGGUGGGGGUUGGGGAAGUCCUUCGACGGAUUGACAGCGGCCUCCGCGGUGAACGGCAUCCAAAGACGGGCUGAUCUCGGUGACCUGGCGAGGAGAGUGGGGACGAGGUUCACAGAGUAACCCAAGCAAGAGCAGAGAGCCAAGAACAGGAGGAGAGGGGCCCACUGAUGGCGAAGCGUGGCCGGCUUGGGCUUUCAUGAUGUGAAGCGGAACGCGGGGGGGCUGUCUGGUAGAACUUGGGCAACCUGGAUGGGGAAGGCCCGCCCACCCAGUUCACAGAAGCGUGAACGCCGGGGCUUCCUUGUGUGUGCAGAGGACUGACAGACGCGGGCGGCGUUUCUACUAAUGGCGUGGCGCGGGUCCCCGGGGUGUCGUUUUGUUUUCGAAAUGAUGACGAACCAGGAAUGCCGGGGGUGAAUUCUUUCGACAUAUAUCGGGGGGGCUGGGGCUCCUGGGUUAACUAUGGCAAAGAGGGCAUCCUUGGCGCGAUCGAGGGCGCGCGUGUGAGAGUGGAGGAGCUGUCUCGCUCUUCCGUCAGUCGGUCAAGAUUGCUGCUGAUAUACCUGAGGAGCCGCGCCGUGUAGCUCGGAGGUGUAUGCAAGUCAGAGGCCACGGGCUUAGGCUGUGUCUUGUCCCAGCUAGUGCGCAGCUAGCAUUCUUGCGACGACUGAGCUGGCGCAUUGGCAUUGGCUAAGGGCUUUUUCAGGUUUAACGCGUGUGAAAGCCUGCCCACGAUGUUCAGGGGGUGAAAAAGCGGCGGCGCUUGUUAAUGAGUGCACCUUUUUGAACUUUGUGCAGAUUUGGCGAAGUUUGAUGCCGAUGGCUUGCCAAGCAACAUACAACACAAGGGCCAAACCGUUCCGCCCUCCAGUUUUCUAGUUUUUGGUAUUGUGUGUUCUCGCUCAAGAAGUUGAAUCUUCAAGGAAGACGCAGCAGCUCGGUGGCUAUCGGUUCUAAUGCGGGGCCUUCGGUGUUAGUUUGCGGGGUUUGUUUUGCUUUUGUGUCGAUUCAUGCCGGUCCCGCUUUGGGGCUUAAGUAUAGGCAAGCAUGCCGCUGGCGCCAACGCGAGGGAGCCACUUGCCGCCCCUCUGCUUUGCCAGCCACUGCUUAUUUUGCUGCCCGUCUGGGCACCGCGGGCACCCUCGUCAGAAUUGGGGACGUCAGCUUCGAUAUUCUUUGUGUUAGGUUCCUUCGUGCCUAUUUCUCUUGUGUAAGUAAAGUAAGUAUACAACAAACAUUCCCUCAUAUCACUAUACAGGUCAGCGACAAUAGAGAACUGCAGAGGCUUCUUGUGGAGUGCCACCCAACGAUGGACCUGGUUCGAAAAUAUCAACUGCCUGAGUCCGAAGUUGGGGGAUUCUUCCUAGAGCAAGAGAUUUCAGGGAUGCGAUAUUAUAUCAGUACUCUUCUUUCAUAUUUAUCUUCUACUUUAAUACUGUGGUAGUCGUACGUUGAUUUUGAUUUUACAAUAAAUUACAAGCUUGCUCUCCUCGCUCUGAUAUCUCUUUAGUACUCUUGUCUAUAAUCAUGAUAGAUAUGAAAACUUCUUCUACGCCCACAGAGACCUUGUCUCCUGCUUUGUGGGAUCACGCGUUGGGUUUUACUUUGCUCGACCCGCGAAGGAACUUUGAGCACCGCAUCUCGAUUCAUAACGCCCUCAUUCGGCUUACGCAGCAGGGGAAAAUAUGGGGAAAUAUCUACGAUCUCGAGCAAAAGCUUGUCUAUGCACGUUCACGGUUCAUGUCCCUUUGCGCAGCUGAGGGACGUGACUAUGUGGCGAUAAAGAGUCGGGAUCUCUGUGGUGCCGAAGUCCUGGACCGAAAGAGAAUAGACGCAAACAAGUAUUGAAUUGUCGAUCGUCAUUAGCGAACAUGAUGAUUUCUAACGGACUGAUUCUAUCCACUUCGAUUGUAGCUUAUAAUCUUGCAAAUGUUUCUUCUUAUUUCCAUCAAACACAUCAAUCUAGCUGGCUCUAUUUCCUCCAAUGCAUUUUUUUAUCACCAUUACCUUCUAACUAAAACUGCUUCAUCUAGGUACUUAACCGCCUCAUUCUUCGACUACCGGUUAAAAGUCCUAGCUGUGGAUGAAAUCGAUUGGAGCAUUUUUGAGACUGACCGGGUUAUCGGCUUCGACACCGAAUGGAGGCCUGAAUUUCGGAGGGGUGGUCAAGGAGCCGCGGCCAUUAUGCAGCUUGCUUUCCCUGUCCGAAAAGAAUGCUGGAUUGUGGAUUUAUGUAUUUCUCGUAGCUUCUCCUGUACUUAUCACUCUCUGUCGUGGUCUAGUAUGUCUUUUACUCUACGAAGAUCUCAUACAACAUAGGGUUGAAGUCGAGGAACUGAAUCAAUCAACUUUUUCCUUUACAAUCAAUCUAAUUCUACAACUCCCACAGGUCUUCCCGAAGCGCCCAUUAGUGAAGAGCCGCGACAUAGCAAGCUCGAGGCGCGAGACAAGCUUCUAGAUUACAUCUUCGACUCUAACAAUGACAUCAAGAUCGUCGGAUUCGGUCUCAACAACGACUUGAACUCGAUCGACUAUAGGAAACAACGCGAUAUGUCCCUCAUUCGUGGCGAUCCUGACGAUAGCCGAAGGAUUAGACGGCGCUCGGCAGACGUCGGAGACCCCGCUUCUAUACUUAGCUCUGUGAGUUCGACUCAGUCAAGCAAAAUUAUAACGGUUGCUGGGGGUGCGGGUGCGGGAGCGAACGGGAAUCCGAAUGCGUCAAAGAUGAUAAGCUUUUGCACCAACAAUGCGCCAGCUAGCUGUGCGACGACUUCGCAGUUGCAGGGGUUAGGCUUAACUCCAUGGGCGGGGCAAACUGCAGUGCCUCCAGUGGUUCCCGGGACACAAAAUCAAAACAUCGAAGUUGCGGCAGCGGAUGAAGCUGUCGGAGUACAACAACAAGUAGUGCUAGUAGACGAAGUGGUAGAUGAUGAUCAAGAUCAACAUGUUGUACAACACGCAGGCGUCGAAGAUGUUGCACAAGUAGUUGCUCCCUGCGGCACAGUAGGAGAUGAGGCUGCUCCUCCACCAGCUGUUGUUUCCCCUAAUGCUCCUAUCGUGGUCGCAGGAGUGGCUCCUCCAGUUUCUAGUGCCGGUGCAGUUCCAGGAUGUUGUAGUACCCAUUUACUGAGCGGGACGAAUCAGACGGACGUGAACACGUUGCCCUCUCGAAUCUCGACGCGUUUUGCUCCCGCCAGUAGAGCUGACUUGACUAUCAAUACUGCAGUAGCAAAUCAGUUCGGUCUUGCUGCUUGCGGUACCGCAGCGCGCACACCAUCGGGAAGCGCGUCCAGUUGUGCUUACCAGUUACCAGGUGGUGCGCUGGGAGAGCCGACGCCCCGAGGUGGAGUUCUCGGAGGUGCACCGACGCCUGCGUCGGCGUCGAAUACAGUACAACUGUUGGCAUCGACCAGCAACCCAAUUAUAGCGUUGAAUCCAACAGCACCUGGAGCUGCGAGCUCUAACGUAAUCGGCGGAGGAGCCUCAUCUUCUUCAUUGGCCAAACAAGGAGGAGCAACCACGACUCCUGUUUCAACUAGUACCCCUGCUCCUGGAGUAGUUAGCGGCACAUCCACUGGAGGAGUCGUGACUGGAACGUCAGCUGCUUCAUCUAGCACGAAUUGGACCACUAGAAAAAGAGAACAAACUCUAGCCAGUAAAAGACGCGACAUGGGUGGAGCUCAGAGUCGCAAGUACAUAGACAUUCUUUCACUUCUGUCCCCGAACGCAGAUAGUGGGAAGAAGGGCAGUCUCGCAGACCUCGCGGAAAAGGUGUAUGGGAAGCCCUUGAGUAAGGAGAUUACCAUGCUGAAUUGGGAAGUAAGGCCCUUAGAGCCGAUUUGGGUAGAGUAUGCUGCGCUGGACGCCAUUGUCCCUGUCGAGUACUACCUCUCGCACAUCGCACCAACUGCCGGCGCACCCGGAGGUUCAGUUUCACUGAUGAAUAAUAGUAUAACAAACAUCAACGGAGGAGCGAGUUGUUCGGGAGCAACCACCACUGGAGCUUUAGGUGCAACCACCACUGGAGCUUCUUACACAUUGCAUGGCACGAAGGGUGGGGGCAUCGUAGCUACAAUUAAGGCCUCGCUCAACCCACCUUUUUGGCUCAUCUGUGACCUGCUUUCAAGUGCUAGAAAAAGGGACAGAGAUGAGGGAGGAGAUGGAUUGUGGUGAGUUCUAAUACAAAUAUGUCUUCGCUAGGCGGUUCUUUAUCGUCAUCUAGUAAUAUGACUGCGCAAGCACUUGGAGGUGUAGCUGGAGGACCUAAUAAUUCGCAGUUGAGUUGUAACAAUAAAGCCGCACCAGGAGGAGCAGGAGUUCUUUCAACAGGAGGAGCACACUCGUCACAUCACGGUUUCGGUACUUCUGCAUCGAACUCAAAAGGAGGUCAUGGCCAACACUUUCAGCCGCAUGGGAAGGGUCAUCAUGCCAGAGGUAAAAAAAAGCCUGGACAUCUGAUGAACGGACAUCCACUAUUAUGGUCAGCCUUUAUCCAUCUUUCUCGGCAUCUUGGUCCCCUUUUCCUUUGCAUUCUCAUGAAAUACACGGUAAGAGGGGGCAAGAUGAGGGGGCCGAGAUGGAUGGAAGCUGACUCUAACACUUCCGCCUACAACUCAGCAAGGUCCUAUAAUUGGAGGUGUUGGAGUUGGACAGGCAACAUCGAUAGGGCCUGGAGCUGUAGCGGCCGCGAUAUUUGAUCCUGCAUUACAAGCACAACAUCAGCAACAACUCCUCAACCGCUCCCAACAACAACAUCAGCAGAUGAUGGCAGCAGCUGCUGCACAUCAACAACAACAACAUUCCCAAGCCCAAGGGCAACAUUCUCAUGCCCCUUUCCUACCACCACCUCAUCAACCUAUGCCGGGCGUGCAUCAUUUUCAGAAAGGUGCACUAGCUUGGCUCCCGCCCCAGCACCAACUUCCACCUGGCUAUUUUUCCAAAAAUUAA